AUGCUAAGCGAAGAGAGUACAUCCACUAUCAACAGAGAACAAAUAAAGCAACUUUACAAAAAUGGUAUCUACUAUCGCGAACUAAUUACUGGAAAGUCUCCCGAGCUGAUCGUCGAAAACCUGGAUCUUACUCUUGAUAAAAAAACCUUAUUUAUGGAUCUGGACUUUUCAGUAUCGCAUGGUGACAAGGUGACUAUAGUCGGAGAGAAUGGGAGCGGAAAAACUACUUUUCUCAGUCUUUUAGCCGGGGUUGAUGAUUAUCCUUAUUCUGGGUCCAUUGAAAUUGAAGGUAGGAUUGGUUUCCUUCCUCAACACUUUGAAGAAGUUGAUGGGAACUUACAGGCAAUUGAAGUGUUACUCAGGUCAUUGUACGAUGAUGAGAUUAAUGAGUUUUUAAAAUUACCCUUGAAGCCUUUCUCACAGGAGUGGCUCCAAGAGCUCAACUCUCUGGGCGGGCAUGAGAUAUUCAAGCAAUUUUCUCACAUUGGGCUAGACAAAGAAGUAUUGAAUCGUGCUUUCAAGUCUCUAAGUGGUGGUGAGAAGACCAAAACUCUUCUCUGUGCACUAAGCAUUCUGGACCCUGACUUCAUCUUGCUGGAUGAACCAACAAAUCACCUGGACAACAAAGGAAUUGCAUGGUUAGAGUCUUUUCUGAAAAGGUUUGGGGGCGCUGUUGUAAUGGUUUCCCACGACCGUGCUUUGAUUAAUGGAGUUUCAAAUUUCAUUUCGGAGUUAUCCCCAUAUACCAAAAAGUUUACACAUUUCAGAGGUGGCUACAAACACUACUUGGAAGAAGAAAACAAGAGACGACAAAGAUCUAUUGAAGAUAGACGGUUUCAAGAUAAGGAGCUCAAAAAACUGAAGUCCAAGGCUGUUCAAGCUCAAUCGAAAGUUAAGUCACGAAUUGUUAGAUCUGGGUCAGAUAGAGAUAAACUGAGUUAUAAUAACAAAGAGCAAAGAGCUCAGAAGGGGAUUAUGGGUUUAGUUAAUCAGAUCACUGAUAAAGUUGACCAUCUGAAUGACAAUUUAGUUGAAGUCAUCCCAGAUAGAUCUCAAGUUUCCUUCGAUUUUGAUGGUCUUUCUGCGUUAAGCUCUCUUUUGGGGAUAACUGUAACUGACAUAUCGAAAUCGUACGAAAAGAAGAUUUUUUCCAACGUAUCUUUUACGCUGACGAAAGGUGAAAGAUUGAUCAUUCAGGGGCCGAACGGCUCUGGUAAAACAACUUUAAAUCGGAUUCUCAUGGGCCAUACUCAACCCGACAGUGGAUUAGUUACUAUUAGUGGGAAUGCAGUUGUUGGUUUCUUGGAUCAGGAACAGGAAAACCUUCCUUUAGACAAGUCUCCAGUAGAGUUGUUGGAAGAAGAUCCUAAAAUCAAGGCAUCAAGGCAGACGGCAAUUCGUAAUUUACGUGACUUUGGCAUCUAUAAGUGGCACGAUCUAAAAAGUCCUUUAAAACAUUUGAGUGUCGGGUGCCGUCGUAAAUCACAGCUUUGUCAAAUUAUCAUGAGGAAAUGCUCUAUCCUUAUUUUAGAUGAACCUACGAACCAUAUUGACUUCCCGAGCUUAGAAGCUAUUGAAGAAGCGUUGCUUAAAUUUCCGGGGAUUAUCAUUGCAACUACACAUGAUAGGUACUUCACGGAAAAGGUUGGCACAAGAGUCAUAGACUUCUCAAACUACACUACAGAAUGA
Lachancea lanzarotensis is the source of this 1689-nucleotide messenger RNA. Its product is annotated as LALA0S22e00188g1_1. The record is from RefSeq and is a predicted model, not a curated record. The coding region runs from base 1 to 1689 and encodes 562 amino acids. The transcript has a single exon. Gene Ontology annotation, molecular function: ATP hydrolysis activity; ATP binding. Lineage: Eukaryota; Fungi; Ascomycota; Saccharomycetes; Saccharomycetales; Saccharomycetaceae.